Molecule: messenger RNA, 1945 nt
Organism: Suillus bovinus
Lineage: Eukaryota; Fungi; Basidiomycota; Agaricomycetes; Boletales; Suillaceae
Exons: 3
Coding region: 253-1659 (468 amino acids)
Biological process (GO): regulation of transcription by RNA polymerase II
Cellular component (GO): nucleus
Molecular function (GO): RNA polymerase II cis-regulatory region sequence-specific DNA binding; DNA-binding transcription factor activity, RNA polymerase II-specific
Source: RefSeq, a predicted model, not a curated record
CAGCUACCUAAAACAUUGAUUCCCGUGCCCGCGCUUGGUUAGAAGGAGACUCAACCUUCUAUGGCCUCUGUUAUCCCGACUUUCAUGAAACGCCCGUGGGCUUUACCCUAAAAUUGCCGUGUACGUAUAUCUUUCACAUAUAAAGUUCCCAUCCGAGGUAUCAGCCUCGUGCCCUCUUUAUCGGUACACCCGCUCUUUACUCCCACAAUAUCUUUUUUCCUUCAGCGAUACCUCCCUCCGAGCCCUUAAACAAUGCCUGCUGAGAGAUCCCGUGGCUCACUGAAGCGCGAGUCUUCAGAUGCAAGCGCCCAAUUAACUUGGACCCUUCCCCUUGAGCCUGCGUCUCCUCAGAGCAUUGCCUUUGCACCCAACGUAACACCCAUAACUUUCAAUGACCCACCUACCACCGUCGACACUACCUUCGAACCUGUACUCUUUCCCACUCCUACUGGCGAAUGCUCGUCUCGUCGACCUACGCAUAGCAAAAAGCGGCCAGAUGAUCAUAUCCCUCGUCCCCCUAACGCCUUCAUCCUCUUCCGCUCAUCCUUCAUCAAAAGCCAGCACGUAUCCACAGGCGUAGAAACUAACCACAGCACGCUUUCAAAGAUAAUUGGUCUUACGUGGCAGAAUAUGCCCCAUGACGAGCGUCAGAUUUGGCACGCAAAGGCAAAGAAGGCAUUGGAGGAUCAUAGGCGGAAGUGGCCGCAGUAUGCUUUCCGUCCUUCCCAUACAAAAGCAAAGGGUGGGUCCGAGAAGCGCAAAGUUCGGGAAGUCGAGCCGAAGGAUAUGAAGCGCUGCGCGAAAAUUGCUGAGCUCCUUGUAGAGGGAAAAAAGGGCCAGGAGCUGGAACAUGCAAUUCAAGAAUUCGACCGUACGCAUGUCCCAGAAGUUGUUACACGCUUCGAGGCUCCCAUUACUGCUAGGGCAUAUCGCCGAUCUUCAUCCGCUCCAAUUGACAACCCGGAAACGAAGAAGCCAUUCCUUUCAUCAUCAUCCGCGCCACGUCGCGUACGUUCUACAAGCAGCCAUCCGUCCCUCUCAUCAACUUGGAAGUCUCAAUAUGAUGAUCUUCCGCGGAGAUCCGAUGGUCUAGCAUCAGAGCACUGUCUCGAUAUCUCAGCAUCGUCACCAUUUAUUCCAUCAGAUUAUUCUUUCCCUGUGAAACCACAACCUUCAUUGGAAUUUGAUCCUUUCAUGUUCGACGUAGCGUUCGGCAAUUCGAUAGCUUCCGCCAGUCAAACUUUCCCUGACUUUUCUCCUUCACCGUGCGAGACGCGGGUUCAGUCGCCUUCAUUAGUUAUCGACACCACACAGGGCAGCUCUGACUGGUCGCAAGCUUCAUCGCCCUAUUGUAACUCUCCUGUAUCUCCUCAUUUCCCCCUCAAUUCUUCAUCAUUCGAUACAUUGUGCGCGGCAAACGAAGAUCCGUUUAUGUCCGGUUCAUUUUCCUUCAAUAACUCCUAUCCCCUUCCUUGCAAUGGGGGUUUCCCAGACACUUUCGACGCAUUUGGUCACUCCCAAAGUCUGGACCCAUCGUCAUUCUCGAAUGAGGAUUUCUUCUCGAAAAACCAAAUUUCCUUGUUCGAGCCGGGGAAACUGGAGCUUGCCAGCGUGGAUAUGGAAUUUUCCGCUUUCAUGUCGUCAUUAUCCGCCUUCUGAUCACAAGUGCUCUAUUUUUCCUUGGUUCCCAUAAAGUAACUAACGGGUGUAUUUUUACUCACAAACACGGAACUUUUCAGUGUAACAACUUGUAACAACUCAUCAACCCUUCUCAUCUCAUUUUGCGAUACAUACUUCCGUCAUACCCUUGGCUUUGUGUAUAGUUAUACCUAUCUACAUGUACUUAGAACACACUUCUCUUCGCCAGCGCAACAGAGAAUUUUCAUAGAUUGCUGCAAUUGCAAGUCUAGCUUGAAUAUUUGAAUGAUUAUGACGCAUGAGGACC